CCGCAAUUCUUAAAGAAUUUCCUUCUUAUCAGGAUUUUCACAAUUUUUCGCUUCAAUUUCUCAAGAAUUUAAGCGAAAAUAAGAAAAACUUUUGUUUCUCAACUCUUGACGAAGAUUUUGACAACAGGAUAAAUAAAUGGUGAAGAAAAUUCAAAAUGGAAAACGAAAGUCUUAUCGAAAAACUUCAAAUGCUGCGGCAAUGGCAAUUGAAUCAAAUGAACAACGGUGACGACUCCGAACUCGGGCAGUUCACGGAGGAGCAAUUAGCUCUCAUGCAAGCACUGAUCAAUGACCCAAAUUGGAUUGACAUGGUUGGAGAUGAAGAUGACGAGGACGACGACGAUGCGGAGGAAGAUGAAAAGGAUGCCACAGCUGUUCAAGAAAUCUCAUCCGAAAGUGAAGACGAUGAAUUUCUGAACAACAUUGAAAAACAAAUCAACGCCAUUCGUUCGUCGAAUGUCUCAAUGGAGGCAGAAGGGCGUCGCGAUGGAGACGAUAACCCCUUGGAAACGCAGAAACUAACAAAAAUGCUUGCGAAACAUAACUUGGAUGAGACGCCGAUUCACGGGGCAAUGAAAAAUAAUUAUCUCACAGAUACGCCCUUGAAAAAUCUGGAUGACUUCAAGAUGGGAAACGAUGACGUAGGUCAAGAAGAACCCGACACGAAUAACGAACCAAAGCGCCCUGUCGCAAAAAGACCAUUUUUGAGGAAAGGCGAAGGCUUGACAACGCGUUUCAAAGUACCUCCGGAUGCCUUCAACCUGAAAAAUCUCCCAAAGUACAAAUAUGCGAGUCGAAAUGCAAUGUCACUCGAACAAAAAAUGCCUCAUAAGGAAAAAACAAAAGAUCGUCGAAGUAGUACAGGACCUCGACUUGAAACGGCAAAUCGUAGCAUGAGAUGCUCGAAACGGGAACAAAACAACAAAGAAAAUGAGAAGAAGAAACCACAACUCGCACGUUCAAAAACUGCGCCAUCAUCGCUUGCUCAAAUUGGUACAAAGAAAGAAUUGCAACAGCGCGAAACCCUGAAACGCGGACCAACAAUAAAUACUUCUUCUGAUCAUCCAAAAGGCGCUUGGGCUACAGAAUUCGAGAAAAAUACGCAUGAAUCGCCUCCUCGCUCUCCGAGUCAAUACAAAGUCCUCGAUUUGUCGUAUCAAGAGAACAAUCGACGAUCCGAAAUUGACGAACUCAAAUCUUUCGAAUGUCAUGAACGACGUUUGAGCGAAAAACCGAAUCCUGGAUCGACAAUGAAACAAUUUACAAUUGACGAAGACGACGAAACAAGCUAUCAUGUGCCUCCAGUUGCGUAUAAUCAUGUCAAAUUCGCAAGUCGUAUUGAGGGAGUUAUCCCGUUGGAUUCUGACACGGAAACUGUGAUGUCUGAAAAAGUUGAUAUGGAUGCCUUUACUUCGACUCCCAAUGAAAAAAUGGAUUUUGCGAAAUUUCGAGCUAAAUUAUUGGAUGGAGAAUCGGCAAAUACUGAAUUAAGUUUGAAUCCGACACAAAUGAAUUCAGCAGAUACAGCAGAUGAUACCGAAGAUACGCUUCAGCUUCAUAAGAGAACACUUGUUACACGCAAUGAGCUUCUGCAAGUCCAUCUGAAGGAGCUUGAACAUGAAGUUGCAACGUAUCAGCGUGAAAAUGCAAAACUCAUAAAGAUGAAACAAGAAUUUGAAAUCCAAAGAAAUGCCUUUGAACGCGAACGUGAAGACUGGGAGGCACGAAAACAAGACGAACGGGUACAAAUGGAGGUCUAUUUUCACGACGAACGCAUGAAAAUCAAGGAAAAAAUGGAUCAACUCGAGAAAAAGUUAAAGGAAAGUCACAAACCCACGCGAAAAGAUCGAGACGAAGUCAUAAAACUUAAUGACAAAAUUUCGCAACUCGAAGUUGAAUUGAAAGCGAAGGAAGUAAAGCAUGGAGCAGCUCAAGCACGUCUUCGAACACAAGUUAGAGCAUUGGAAAAACAAGUGCACGAACAAAAAUUGGAGUAUGACGUGAUGAAACGAGAAAAUAAACGUUUAGAAGCAGAAAAUGUGAGACUUCGACGUGAAAAUAACAGCAAAAUGUUACUUGAGAUCAACAAAAACAUUGCCAAACUUGCACAUACAGCACCUUCAGCACCAACGGAUCACAUUUCAAAGAAAGAAAUCACGAACAAAGCAUCACGAAGUCUUGUUUCAGCGAAAGUUGUGUCACAUCACGCUCCAAAAUCAUCAAAAACCAUGUCAAAAUCGUUACAAGACAAAAACCUGAGAGGAUCUUGCACGGAAUCUGAGAUCGAAAAUGGCUUCGAUGACGACGAAGAAGAUCAAUUCAACAAUAACAAUGGAAAUUCGGCUUAUUUCAAACCUCGUUCGACAACUCCUGUACAAGAAAAUUACUUAAGACAAUCAGCAGGAAAUGUUCAGAACAAUAACGACGCUACCAUUCCAACAACAGAUCAUCGAAAGGAAAUUGUGAAUGCAGAUGGAAGUAAAGAAAUCUACUAUCCAAACGGAAAUUUGAAAAAAAUCUCUGCAGAUGGAAUGAUUAUAAGGAUGAUGUACUUCAAUAAGGAUAUCAAAGAAACGAACAUUCAUGAUGGGACGAUCAAAUAUUAUUACGCUGCGAAUAAUUCGUGGGAGACAACGUAUGUCGAUGGCAAAACUGUUUUGGAGUUUGCAGAUGGUCAAACAGAGCAUCGUUAUCGUGACGGGCGUUUAGAAGUCAACUUUUCGAAUGGAGCGAAACGCGUUGUUGAUCCUUCCAAACCUGAUAUUUCCGAAAGUUGGACUUACCCUGAUGGUACAAAAGUCGACGUACUCAAAAAUGACGACAAAAUUCUGUAUUUACCAAAUGGACAACGUGAAAUUCAUACAAAAGAUCACAAGAGACGAGAAUUUCCUGACGGAUCUGUGAAAAUUUUGUACAAUGAUGGAAGUCAAGAAACGCGUUACUUCAAUGGAAGAAUACGAAAACGAGAUAAAGAGGGAAAUUUAACAUUAGAUACGGGAGCUCCUGCGGAGUAAAUUUCACAAAAUGUAGAUUUAAGUAGUGAUAGGAAAGUUUAAGCACAAUUUUUUUCGUCCUUUUUUGGUUUAACCAGAAAUUAGUUUGAUUUUCACGUUUUUAUCGUUCUAUUUUUCAAGUUUUUUUUUUUAAUGUUUGCUAAGUUACAUGUACAAUUUAUAUUAAAAGACUACUUGCUAAAGA
Molecule: messenger RNA, 3198 nt
Organism: Culicoides brevitarsis
Lineage: Eukaryota; Metazoa; Arthropoda; Insecta; Diptera; Ceratopogonidae
Gene: Sas-4
Product: calponin homology domain-containing protein DDB_G0272472
Exons: 3
Coding region: 156-3014 (952 amino acids)
Biological process (GO): cilium assembly; centriole elongation
Cellular component (GO): centriole; centrosome
Molecular function (GO): tubulin binding
Source: RefSeq, a predicted model, not a curated record